CCAUGUCUGAACACACGCAUAUACCAGUCAUGUUACGCUCGGCGCUCAAGCAAUCGUCACGGCCGAGCUCUCCCUCUCUGCUCCCGUCAUCCUCCAUGCCUUCAUCCCCGCCGUUAUCCCCGCUACCUUCUUCGUUUUUGACCCUCCCAGCCUCGACGUCGCGACUACCGCCCCUCUCGUCCUCCUCCACAUCGCUCUCGCGGUCCCCCUCAGUGAACAUGCAGCAGAGUACGGCCCAAUCUGUAGCUGGGCAAGGUUACACGCCCAAAGUAUCGUUCGACACCUUUGAGAACCCUGCUGCGUCCAUGUUCUCGUUUACCCUGCACGUGCAAUCAGAUGGAUACGCUAGGACCAGAGCGACGAGAGUAUUCCUUUGUGCAUCAAGUCCAGAUGAAAGUGGACGUCAGGCCCUUGAUUGGGCGCUGGAGAGCUUGGUGCAGGAUGGGGACGAGUUGAUCGUCUUCAGAGGCAUUGAUCCAGAGGAUUUAGAGAAGGAUCAUGAAGUCGUCCGAGAAGACGCCCGUGAACUCAUGCGCCAGAUUCAGGAGAAAUGCAUCGAGUACGAUCCAGAGCGGAAGUUGUCCAUCAUUGUCGAGCUCAUUGCCGGCAAGGUCACCACGACUCUCGAACGUUUGAUUGCUCUGUACCGCCCAGACUCAGUCGUCGUGGGGUCGAGAGGUCAGCGCAGCAUGAUGCAAGCCUGGGGUGCAGCUUUCGGCGCGCCAGGUGUGGGCAGUGUCUCAAAGUAUUGUCUCUCACAUUCCCCCGUGCCAAUUAUUGUUGUGCGCCCUGAGAGGAAGGUCAGGAAAGCACUUACCAAGAGACGAGCUGACCCAAAGAGAGGCACUCAUUUUGACGAACUUACGAGGGCUAAGACGCAGAAUAUACAGAGUGUUCCGAUGACUCCCUCUGUCACACGAACGUGAUAGAUUUCAUCUUUGUCUUUUCUUCUGCGACGGUUGUAAUCAUUGACUCUGUACCCAUAGUCACCCUGUAUUGUUGAUACCUGGGCGGGGGGUCUGCCUUCAGCUCGACAGCGUGUAUUUAAAGUCGAUUUGCCAGUGCUUCCAAGUGACACUUUGCAGCAUCUGUGUAGCACUAGUACCGAUAGCGGCCGAAUCCGUUGAAUUUCUUACAGA
This is a messenger RNA of Suillus paluster, 1139 nucleotides long. RefSeq lists its product as uncharacterized. The record is from RefSeq and is a predicted model, not a curated record. Lineage: Eukaryota; Fungi; Basidiomycota; Agaricomycetes; Boletales; Suillaceae. The annotation marks the transcript as partial. The transcript is spliced from 4 exons.